Molecule: messenger RNA, 993 nt
Organism: Angiostrongylus costaricensis
Lineage: Eukaryota; Metazoa; Nematoda; Chromadorea; Rhabditida; Metastrongylidae
Source: the annotation of a GenBank genome assembly
AUGUAUUUCGGUCAUAAACGUCAGUAUCUAAUGAUUUUAAAACUUCUCAUCCAAGUCUUUUUUGUAAUAAUUUGGUUUAUUGGAAAUGAAAACCUCAAUUUUUAUUUCUUCUUUCAAUUUUUGAAAUUUUUAGCAGCGAUAGGUGGUGAGGUGAUCCCACAACUCAUUGGAACUUUUCAUCGAGGAUUCUUUUGUGACGAUGCAUCGAUUCGCUGCCCAUACAAAGCAGAUACAAUUACUAACACAAAUCUUUUUCUUUACGCGAUUUUCGUGAUAAUAUUGACAGUGAGUUUCCAGAAAUCCUUCGGAUCAAUAAUUAUAGGAUACGCUCAAAUCGGUGCUGCAUGCUUGUAUGUCGUUAUAAACCUCACGAAAAGCACUGUCGGACGUUUACGACCUCACUUUCUUGAUGUUUGCAAACCGAAAGAUUUGAUCUGUCAAAAGUGUUAUAGAUACAUUACAAACUACGUGUGCACUGGAGAUGCAGAUUUAGUGUUGGAAGCAAGAAAAUCGUUCUUCAGUGGACACUCAGCGAUUUCAAUGUAUUCAUCCACAUUUGCCGCAGUAAGCCUUCUCGCUGUUUCUUUUUUGUGUGUAGAACUUAUUCAUUACAGACGUUUGAGGCUUAUUUCCUUUUCAAUAGGACUCAUGAUAUCGUACAGUCGUAUAAAUGACAACAAGCAUCACUGGAGUGAUGUUGUGGUUGGCGUCAUCGUCGGUGUUUUCUUCGCUUCAUACACAGUGAGAAAUAAGCUUCUGAUAGCUUCAGCUGAAUCACACUACAAUCGUCUGUCUAGUGCCUUGUUGUGGCGGGGAUGUUCAACAAACCUGAAGAGGAACUGCUACCAUCUCGAAGACAGACGACAAACUACGUCAUUGGCAAUUCGGCUACACCUUCAAAUCAACGUGGAACAAUCCAUUCCUACCCCGAAGAAAUUUGAAGGAAAGCGAAUAACUCUGCCUUACUCGAAAAGUUAUGGGCUACACGUAUAA